Molecule: messenger RNA, 3486 nt
Organism: Notechis scutatus (mainland tiger snake)
Lineage: Eukaryota; Metazoa; Chordata; Lepidosauria; Squamata; Elapidae
Gene: KPNA1
Product: karyopherin subunit alpha 1
Biological process (GO): protein import into nucleus
Cellular component (GO): cytoplasm
Molecular function (GO): nuclear import signal receptor activity; protein binding
Source: RefSeq, a predicted model, not a curated record
CUGUAGCUUUUCGCACCCGGCUUCGCCUUGCGUAGAGGGAGGGGCGCCUGUGCGCGCCUUGGGCCCAAGAAGGAUUUUGGUACCGUGUAGGCCGGCUCUUUAGCCGGCCGCAACCGCAGAAACCAUGACAUCUUCAGGAAAAGAGAAUUUUCGACUCAAAAGUUAUAAAAACAAGUCUCUGAACCCUGAUGAAAUGCGUCGCCGUCGGGAAGAAGAGGGCCUUCAAUUGCGGAAGCAAAAACGAGAGGAGCAGUUAUUUAAACGUAGAAAUGUUGCUACAGCUGAUGAAGAGACAGAGGAGGAAGUUAUGUCAGAUGGUGGUUUUCAUGAAACUCAAAUGAAUAACAUGGAAAUGACAUCUAAUGCAGUGAUCACCUCCGACAUGACUGAGAUGAUCUUUUCCAACAGCCCAGAGCAGCAGCUCUCAGCUACCCAAAAGUUCCGAAAACUUCUUUCAAAAGAACCAAAUCCUCCUAUAGAUGAAGUUAUUAGCACACCAGGAGUUGUUGCAAGGUUUGUGGAGUUCCUGAAACGGAAGGAAAACUGCACAUUACAGUUUGAAGCCGCCUGGGUUCUGACUAACAUUGCCUCUGGAAAUUCCCUUCAAACUCGGAUUGUGAUCCAAGCAGGAGCUGUUCCUAUCUUCAUAGAACUACUCAGCUCAGAAUUUGAAGAUGUGCAGGAACAGGCUGUUUGGGCUCUAGGUAAUAUUGCAGGUGAUAGUACCAUGUGUAGAGACUAUGUACUUGACUGCAACAUCUUGCCCCCUCUAUUACAAUUGCUUUCCAAACAGAAUCGUCUUACCAUGACUCGGAAUGCAGUAUGGGCACUAUCUAAUCUUUGCAGAGGGAAGAACCCUCCUCCAGAUUUUGUUAAGGUAUCACCAUGUCUGAGUGUCCUUUCAUGGCUGCUGUUUGUUAAUGAUACAGAUGUUCUAGCAGAUGCAUGUUGGGCUCUCUCCUACUUGUCUGAUGGACCGAAUGAUAAAAUUCAGGCUGUGAUUGAUGCUGGAGUGUGUAGGAGACUUGUAGAACUGUUGAUGCACAAUGACUACAAAGUGAUAUCACCUGCCUUGCGAGCAGUUGGGAAUAUUGUUACAGGAGAUGAUAUCCAGACCCAGGUAAUACUGAACUGUGCAGCCCUGCAAAGUUUAUUACACUUGUUAAGUAGUCCUAAAGAAUCAAUCAACAAGGAAGCAUGUUGGACAAUAUCAAACAUUACAGCCGGAAACAGAGCACAGAUUCAAACGGUCAUAGAUGCUAAUAUUUUCCCAGCUCUAAUAAAUAUUUUGCAAACUGCUGAGUUUCGGACAAGAAAAGAAGCAGCUUGGGCGAUCACUAAUGCAACAUCAGGUGGCUCAGCAGAACAAAUAAAAUAUCUAGUAGAACUUGGUUGCAUCAAACCACUCUGCGAUCUCCUUACUGUGAUGGAUCCAAAGAUUGUGCAGGUAGCACUUAAUGGACUGGAAAACAUUCUGAGGCUGGGUGAGCAAGAAGCAAGAAGAAGUGGCACUGGCAUUAAUCCAUACUGUGCGCUCAUCGAAGAAGCCUAUGGCCUGGAUAAGAUUGAAUUCCUGCAAAGUCAUGAGAACCAAGAAAUAUAUCAAAAGGCCUUUGACCUGAUUGAGCAUUACUUUGGGACAGAAGAAGAAGACAGCAGCAUUGUCCCACAAGUAGAUAUUGGCCAGCAACAAUAUAUCUUCCAACAGUGUGAGGCUCCCAUGGAAGGUUUCCAGCUCUGAAGUGCUCCUGUCUGCCGUUAAUGUAGAACUCUGAGUGGUCUCAUUUACCAUAAAUGUGUGAGCUAAUUUGCUUGCUUUGCACAUGCACUACCUUAAACACAACUGGAAAAAUAUUUGGCUCUUAGUUGUAGGAUGCCACUUUGAUAAGGGCUUAUCUUAAAUACUGAGCCCAUUGUUCGGAACUGGUGCACUUCUGUAAAGAUACUGUUUUUCCUGAUUUUUCCUAUUUUCCUAAUACACUGAAAACGUAACCCUAGAAUCUCAAAAACAAGGACAUUUCCAUGUGGAGCAUUCUUUACUGUCUACUGAGACUUUUGAGAGACUCUUCCUUCCCAUGCAUUCCUUUAGGUGCCUGCCUUGUUCAAAGAAUUUAAGAGAAAUAGUUAAUGCAGACUCAGAAUUUGAGUGGCAUUCUUCUGUGCGGCAGCCUGGAUUCCUGUUAAUUUAUAAGCAUAUAUGGUUAGAAUUAUUCUAUUCCCUGUGUUUAUGGCAGCCCAUGAAUACCUUUCUCCAGGUUUUAGGAAUAUUGCUAAUUGUCAGCAAGCUGAUUUCAGUGCUCCCAUUUUGACUGCAUAGGAUUUGGAGUUCCUCACUUUCUUCAAUGCAGACAGGGAAUCAGCUCAUCCUUCUAUUUAAAACAUAGCACUUUCUUUGACAUGUUCUAAAUUGGGCCAUUGAUAGAGAAAACCUCUCUACACUGUCUAAAUUAGCAAAGCUUAUUUAAAAGCUCUUAAAGAGUACUUUCACAUCACCACUGAUGUGAUGAAAACUUCCAACUUAAUUUUUUGUACAGCUCCAUCAAACAAAGCUGUAUGUAUGGUUAAUAUUCUAAAUUAUUGAUGCUAGGACACUUGAUCCCUGGUUUGCAUCUGCUUUCACAAACACCAGUUUCUAAAUCAAAUCAGACAGAUUGGUUAUUAGCAGUUUCAUUAAAAAAUACCAGAAACCAUCUGCCCUGUAUAAUAGAUUCCAACACACUCAAAUAAUAAUCUGUUUCAUGGUUAAACUAUAAACACUUCAGCCAUUUAACACUCUUGCACCUUUCAUUUAGUUUUCAAUACAGCUAUCUCCAAUGAAAAACUAGUACUUCAGCCUCUGCAGCAGCUAAGAGCUUGAAUACCAUUUGGGUAAGAUCAGGUUGGAGGUCUCUAAUAAGUUUGGAUUUAAGACCUUGGAAAUGAAUACCAGUUGCUUUGAUCUUCUCCUACAUUCAUGUUCUCUGAUCUUUGUAGUAUAAUAUAAUUAUUUCAGGAGUGUUGUCCUAUGAAUGAAUUAAGUGGCAUUUUCAUUCAAUUUAACUUGACCUUUGUUUACGCUUUACAAAAGAAAACUAGCAUCAACUACAACAUACUACUUUGUCAAACCCUGAUCCGAAUUCUGUGUCCCACAUAGCUUCCAUUGAUAUCUGCAGCCACCACAAUCCAAAUUAUUGUAUUCAUGAUAGCACUCUCUUAUGCUGAAGGUGCACCAUAGGUUACGAUGUCAGUUGAAUUUCCUGUUUGAUCUUGGGAUAUUAAAAAUAGAGCUAAGAUGGCUAGGAUGGUACAUUUCACAAUAAACUAAUUGUCCAUUUUGUUGAUUGUCCAGAUUGUUGGGCCCCACAUGAGAGAAGGAAUUUAUGGGCUCAUUUUAAUUGUUGUGUACAUAUAACAAAUUUGACUCCAGAUGAUGUGACAAUCAUGCUUCCUGAUUGGCUACAAUUGCUUUGGGAAGAGAUCCCCAUUUUUAAUACCAGAAGUCAGAUG